UUCUUCAUGAAGACUUGAUGACUAUGUUCCCUCCGAUCCAGUAGGGGGCAGCAUAUUCUCACCUGCUCCCCAGCAAAACUCGGGUUAGAAGAGUCACGUGUCUGCGGAGUGCAGAGAAGCUAUGAAAGGUUAUUCAGUGGUGACUGGGUGGAGCGCCAGCAUGCAAAGCCUGGUGGUGCAGGCACUAGUCAUGAGGCAGUUGGGGAGAUUCAACCCUCGUCACCUGGUGGCGGCAGGAUACGGGCUGAGGCAGGCCGACUGGUGUCCCAGGACCAUCCACACACGGCAGCUGUGGGGCUGCUCGGCUCCCCUUGCACACGGAGGUCACCACCGACCCGUCCUUCACCUGAGAGACGCCACCAGAAGUUGGUCGGUUCAACAUCUGAGGUUCAAAAGCAACAAAAAGAAAACUUCCUCUGCGGCUGCACAGGAUGAAGACGAGGAAGAGGACCCAGAGGACAGUGAUUAUGACGAUGUUGACCCAAAUUUACCAAAAGACUUUAAGGACAUAGAGAAACAUGUUCCGUCUUUCCGUUUUGAUGUUAUCAUGAAAGCUGGUCUGGACAUAGCGCGCAACAAAAUUGAAGAUGCCUUCUACGACAACAAGCUCAGAUUAAACGGUCUUAAGCUCAUAAAGAAAAGUAAAGCGGUUAAAGCUGGGGACUCCUUGGACCUUGUGCUGUCAGAGAACCAACAAGCAAACACGGUUACGCUCAUGAGAGUCGUCCUGCUUAAGGUUGUUGGUGAAAGCAGUAACGCUGACAAGUAUAAAGUUUCCCUCCGACGCUGGAAACACCUCGAGCUUUCCAAAGAUGAAGCUCUGAAGCAAUGAACUUUAUCACGAGGACAGAGGAGUUUUUCUGGGUUAAAAAAAAUAUAUUUGAAUGGAAUUACAAAGCAUGUUCAUAGUUGUUUGCAAGUAGACUUCCAGUAACUAGGUCACCAGUGAGAGUUUUAAGGAAAGCUGGAUCUCUGGGAGAAUUGUUUUGGUGGUUACCUUUUUGUUUCUAUGACAUUUUCUCAAUAAAGGUUCAUUUUGAAUCACAAGUU
Molecule: messenger RNA, 1050 nt
Organism: Oryzias melastigma (Indian medaka)
Lineage: Eukaryota; Metazoa; Chordata; Actinopteri; Beloniformes; Adrianichthyidae
Gene: mtres1
Product: mitochondrial transcription rescue factor 1
Exons: 4
Coding region: 122-832 (236 amino acids)
Source: RefSeq, a predicted model, not a curated record